AUGCACGAUGUUGAGAUCUCCUGCAAAUUUGAAUUCACCAACCUGCAGUGCACUUCCCUCGACAAAACCUUCGCGGAUUUUGAAUUCUGCUAUUUAAGGUCUGUGAAUCGGAGCUACAAGUACAUAACGCUAAAAGUGAACUUGUUCAAAACGCCAGUUACAAAAGUCAAGUUCAAAGGGAUACUAUACAAGCGAUUUAGCGGCUACAGGCCCUUUAUGUUCAAUAUCACUCUGGAUGCGUGUAGAUUUUUGAGAAACCCCGAUUCGAACCCAGUGGGGAAAUACUUUUUCGAAUUCUUCAAUUCCCACUCGAAUCUCAACCAUUCCUGCCCCUAUGAUCACGAUCUAUUUUUGGACAAGGUUCCCAUAGACUUUGUGAACCACAGAGUUACGAAGGUGCUGCCCUUCCCUGAAGGCGAUUAUCUGCUGGAAACCCGUUGGAUUGCCUAUGAAAUCGAUCGGGCGGUAGUCAAGAUAUAUUAUAAUAUUUCGUAA
This is a messenger RNA of Drosophila santomea, 495 nucleotides long. RefSeq lists its product as uncharacterized. NCBI's taxonomy places the organism in Eukaryota, Metazoa, Arthropoda, Insecta, Diptera, Drosophilidae. The record is from RefSeq and is a predicted model, not a curated record. The transcript is spliced from 4 exons. The coding region runs from base 1 to 495 and encodes 164 amino acids.